CUAUCGAAUAAACCAUUUCGAAGUUUGAUGCUCGAACUUUCAGAGUCCAAAAUGUCGUUAUUUGCGUGCACUUUGUGUCACAGUCGUCACCCAUUUGAGGAACUUUCAAAAGGCGAUCAACUUUGCAAGAAAUGUCGCAAGGCCCAUCCUCUUGUAACAUGUAUUUAUUGUCGCAUGGAGUUCCAUCUUUCAGGUGGGACAGAAGGAAAACCAGUGUGUAAGAAGUGCAAUGGAUAUAUCAAGAAGCAUGGCCAGCCAACCUGCUGUGAGUAUUGUAACAUCAGGGCUGCUUUUAAUGGAACUAAGUGUUCAAGGUGUGAGAGCUCAGAGAGAAAGUACGGCCCACCAAUUGUCUGCGAACAAUGUAAACUGAAAUGUGCCUUCCAGAAGUCCGAUGAAUCUAAAGACAAGGUUGAUGGUAAAAUCCUUUGUUUGUUGUGUACACUGGCCUACAAGCGUCUUGUUCACAAGUCAAAGAAAGAAGGAGGGGAACUCUUACGUGGUAGUAAUAGCCACAGUCAUAAAAGAAGUUUAAAACGAGAAGGCAGUCAUCAUCGCCAUCAUCAUCAUCACUCUAAACAUGAGAAAAGAUCCAAAACAGAACAUAAUGAUGUUUCAGGAAUAGGUGGUAGUGAUGUCAAACCUCAAGGAUCAGCUGCAUCAGGAAUGGGAUGGGACAGCCCUGCCCUUGGACUGUACACUAACUCAGGAAACAGUGAUGCUGGAGCUGAGCCUGUGAUGUCAGACCACAUGGCAGAACUGACAGAACUCAAGGAACUGGUCGUAAAACUCAAGAAGCAGCUCCAACAAAAGAAUCAAGCGCUAAUCGAAAAAGAAAAGAAAAUGACUGAGCUGAAGGCUGAAAACUGGGAGAAGGAGAAAGAAUUCAAGAAAAAGAUUUUGUCACUACAAAGAGAACUUGGAGAAAGAUUAGAAGCAUUACAGAAUGACAAUCGAAAUCUUAAAAAGCAGCUAGUAGUUUCGUCAAAGUCAGGGAAGGACAAGACGUCAGACAGCUGACAUGGUGGCAUGUGAUUCGUACGUCUGCAUUCUGUAAUGUUCUUGAAUAUUUUAUCGAUUUGAUAACUUUCCAAACCAAACCAACCCAACCCAUCCCUUCCUUUCUACUUCUUUUUUGCUCAUGUCUAUCCAUUUAUUAUAUACACUGUGUGCAUACAACAAGGCAGAAAAAACUUAUGUGCAUAGUUCAAAAUAUUUCAAGAAAACAAACAUGGCUCAUUGAAAACGUCACAUCCAACACAAAAACUGAUUGAGUUUUUCAGGGAAAAGCAUUACAAACAUAAAAGUUCUACAUACAAUAAACCAAAUAUUAGGCAAUUAAUAGAUUUAAAUGCUAUUUUUUCUUCAACUUUUAAGAAAUUUGCAUUUUUGUAGCUGGUUUUAAAAUGUUUUUGAAACCAUAGGCAUUUUUUAAUAAGAAGMAGUUAACUUAGCCAGCAAAUAUUUUACCUACAACCUGUAAUUAAUUUUUCAACCAUGUUUGAGCAUACUACAAAAAAUCAAACAGCUUGAAGAAAUGUUGCCAGGAGGCUAAAAUGUUUUUAAAAUUUCAAGUAAUGCUAAUUUAUUCAAGCUUUAUUUUACUCUUUUUCAAUUAGUAUAUGUAAUAGGACUCCAUGCUGUCCAAUUAAGAAAUAAUUGGACGAGGAAAAUUCCAAGUACUUCCAAAAUUGGAUGAGGCUGUAGGCCGAAUCCAAUUUGGUAGUCAGAGGAAUUUUUCAAGUCUAAUUAUUUCUUGAUUGGGGAGCAUGGAAUCCCAUUACCUAUUAAUUAUAUAGCUGCCUAAUUAAUCCCAUAUCAACAAAACCUGUCCAAUUAAGAAAAUAAUUGGACAGUUACCUAUAUGGGAUUAAAUGAGAAGCUGUAUAAUUAUAACUUUAACCCUUUCCCUGUCAUUCUAGAGCUAGAAUUAUAUUCAUUGCUUUUAAGUCUUCAUAAAGAUGCAGAAAUGAAUGACUAUUACUACAAUUAAGAAUGCUAGCAUAAAAUUCACAAGAUUAUGUACCAAAGAAAAGUGAAAGUGAAAAUAGAUAACGAAAUAGGAAUGAAAUGAAAGGGAAAUGGGAAAACUGCAUAGCAAAUGGG
Actinia tenebrosa (Australian red waratah sea anemone) is the source of this 2106-nucleotide messenger RNA. RefSeq names its product protein FAM76B. Gene Ontology annotation, cellular component: nuclear speck. The record is from RefSeq and is a predicted model, not a curated record. NCBI's taxonomy places the organism in Eukaryota, Metazoa, Cnidaria, Anthozoa, Actiniaria, Actiniidae.